UGAUGAUGUAUAUGUCCCAGAUACCAGAUUAAAGGCAAGUUUUAGCAUUUUAUUUUUUCCCAUAACCUAUAAAUAUUUGCAAAAUUUUGUAAUAUAUAAUUCGUUUGAGCUAGAGGCAACUUCAAGCUCAGAAAAAUCUAAAGAUGUACCUCAAGUGAUAUCUUAUUCGCCUGUUGUGGUCGAAUUAGCUGAAUUGUGUACUGAAUUGCAGCAGACAGUGGAAUCAAACCCCUUAGCCUCAACGAAGCACCAAGAUCUAGCUAGUUCUAUUGAGAUACAAGAGACAUCUGCUAUAAAUGCUUUGGGUAAUUUGCAAGGCAGAUACAGUUCAAAUGAAAAUGAAGAUAUUGAAAGUGAACAAGAAGAUCCAUUCACUGGAACUCAUUCAAGUUCAGAUCCUGAUUACGAUCCUACGUCCCCCUCUAGCUCUUCAGAUGAUGAUUCAGUGUCCUCUAUUACCAGCGUACAUGAUGGCAAUAACUCUUUGUAUGAGAGAAAUAGCGAGGAUGAUAGAAAAUGUUCAAACAUACGUAUGGAUACCAAUGGACAUGAAUAAUGCACUGAAUAUGAAUGAGCACUCUUUUCCACAAAGUAUUAAUGUAGCUUCUCAAGAUUGCAGUAGUCCCUUAGCUACAUUUAAACUAUUUAUAGAUAAGAAUGUGAUCAGUUUAAUAGUAGCUGAAACAAACAGCUAAAUCUCCAUCAGUCAAGAGUGACGAGCAUACCGCACGAUAUCUAGAAGGUUGACGAGAAUCCAGAACAACAAUCAGCCGAAUAUAUAAGGAGCCGCAUC
This is a messenger RNA of Anthonomus grandis grandis, 793 nucleotides long. RefSeq lists its product as uncharacterized. NCBI's taxonomy places the organism in Eukaryota, Metazoa, Arthropoda, Insecta, Coleoptera, Curculionidae. The transcript has 4 exons. The coding region runs from base 297 to 695 and encodes 132 amino acids. The record is from RefSeq and is a predicted model, not a curated record.